UUCCGGUUGUCUAGAGCGGUGUUAAUUCCGGUCGAAACGAUUGCCGAUCGUUCACCCCGCUUGGGUUAGAGACGAGACUAGCCUCGAGUGUUCAUCUCUCUAGAUUAAUCGUAGACUGCUUGGUUCGAUCGAAAUCGUACGACCCGUUUCUUUUGAAGAACGGAGUCCAACCAUCCCGGUGACUUCUUCCCCGCGGAAAGUAGAACCAUCUGCGCAGAACGAAGGCGCGGGCGGAGGAGGAGGAUCGCGAAACUGUUGCGGCAGUCGUCAUGGGUGCCGAGUCAUGAAGGGAGGCGAAGUGCGCGUCCACGUCGUGGCCUAUCGCACCUCGUGGCCCGUGGCCGUCGUCUGGGCCUGUCUGUCGGCCUUAGUGGCCGUCACCUGCGUCUUAGCCUUUCUACAACCGGAGUGGUUCGUCCGACAAGAACAGGACGCAGAAACCAGGCAGAUAUUGCGUUACGACCGAGACACGGUGGUGUACGUAUUGGGCGUUUUCGGAGUGUGCUAUCGCGAUCCUUAUCCCAGAAUUCGCCAAUUUUCCUGCCACAACUUUGGAGCCAGCCGAGAUUUUGCUUACUUUCCUUCUACUGCCUGGCAGGCUUCUUGCGUACUGUACGGUUGCGGAUGCAUCAUGUUGACCUGUUGCGGACUUCUGGCUUUCCCUUCUUUGUGGUCCAAGGAGCAAAGGAAGAGAAGAAUGCUGAUCGUAUUAAUGGGACACGUGCAGAUAGCGGCAGUGUGUCUUCAGACGGCGGCUCUUCUGUUAUAUCCUUUAGUACUGACUUCUCACUUCGGUCGUAUGCAUUGCGGCCACAGAUCGGACUUAUAUUUUCCCGACUCUUGUAGAUUGGGGUGGGCCUAUAUGCUGGCCAUUACCGGGACCGUUCUGGCAUAUUAUUGCCCCUUUCUGGCCCGAUUUUCUAGUUACAACGUUUAUAGCCGCUGCUAUUGGGCCCAGGUAUGAGAACACGCGGUUCGGAUUUCGCGCAUCCGAGAUUCAUCCAUCGAAAGAAAAUGGAAAAGCGUAGAUGAUCAUUUUAAGGCGUUUGAGUUCAGCUUGACAAGUGACCUUAUUUGCUUAGAAGAAUUAAUUAGUCGGCGCCGAAUCGAACUGGAAGGUGUAAAAUUUUGAAUUUAUCGACUUAUUUAUUGUCAGAAGCAGCACCGGUCGAGAGAACAGAGGAAUCAUCUUCCGGCUACAUGGAAUUAAAAAGAAGUUUUACUGCCGUUUUACAUUCGUGCGAGGGUC
Molecule: messenger RNA, 1249 nt
Organism: Centruroides sculpturatus (bark scorpion)
Lineage: Eukaryota; Metazoa; Arthropoda; Arachnida; Scorpiones; Buthidae
Product: LHFPL tetraspan subfamily member 6 protein-like
Exons: 2
Coding region: 284-964 (226 amino acids)
Cellular component (GO): membrane
Source: RefSeq, a predicted model, not a curated record